UCUGAUAGGACAGUCCUUGGUACUCCAAAGCCUGCCUCCUGCAGUGGGUCGUAGGUGUGGGGCAGGACAAAGAAGGAAAAGGGCAGGUGAAAAUCCUCCUGAUCAUAUGCAUUCACUAUCGAGCAAGCUUCGAGAGGCUGGUGGCACCAUUGGUUGGAAGAGUGUUCUGGGAUCUUUGUCUUCCUCAGGCUCCUGAGCAUCAUGCCUUGUUUCGGGCAGCCUACACACUUCCAGAGUCUGAUACUUCUGCAGUGGCCCUUGAGCUACCUUGUCAUAGCUUUUAUCUUGCAGCCAUUGUUCAUUUGCUUGCUGUUUACAUCCUUGUGGCCACUGCCAGUGCUUUACUUUACCUGGUUUUUCUUGGACUGGAAGACCCCAGAUCAAGGUGGCAGGCGUUCAGGCUGGGUAAGGAACUUGUGUAUCUGGACCCACCUCAGGGACUAUUUCCCCAUUACGAUCCUGAAGACUAAAAACCUGUCACCUGAGCACAACUACAUCAUGGGGGUUCAUCCUCAUGGCCUCUUGACCUUUGGACCCUUCUGCAACUUCUGCACUGAAGCCACAGGCUUCUCGAAGAUCUACCCAGGCAUCACUCCCUACUUGGCCACACUGUCCUGGUUCUUCAGGGUCCCCUUUGUUAGGGAGUACCUCAUGGCCAAAGGUGUGUGCUCCGUGAGUCAGCCAGCUAUCGACUACCUGCUAAGCCAUGGCACUGGCAACCUUGUGGGCAUCGUAGUAGGAGGGGUGGGAGAGGCCCUGCAAAGUGUGCCCAACACCACCACCCUCAUCCUCCAGAAGCGCAAGGGGUUUGUGCGCACAGCCCUCCAGCAUGGGGCUCAUCUGGUCCCCACCUUCACUUUUGGAGAAACUGAGGUAUAUGAUCAGGUGCAAUUCCAUAAAGACAGCUGGAUGUACAAGUUCCAGAGCUCCUUCCGCAGAAUCUUUGGUUUCUAUUUUUGUGUCUUCUAUGGAAGAGGCUUCUGCCAAGGCUCCUCUGGGCUCCUGCCAUACUCGCUGCCUAUCGUCACUGUGGUUGGGGAGCCUCUGCCACUGCCCAAAAUUGAAAAACCAAGCCAGGAAAUGGUGGACAAAUACCAUGCACUCUAUAUGGAUGCCCUGUGCAAACUGUUUGACCAGCAUAAGACCCAGUAUGGCUGCUCAGAGGCCCAAAAGCUGAUUUUCCUGUGACUGAAUGGGCUUGCGUGCCCAAAAGCAUGUACCUUGAAGAGGAGACUCAUUUGCUGCUAACCAAGAGGUGGAGAAAAGGAGAUAAGGGAAGGCUAUGUGUGGUAGGGGAGGACAUUAGGAAUUCCUUCCUUGCCACAAAGCCCUCAUAGUUGCUGUCCUAAGGAGCUUCACUCAGUCAUUCCACAAAAAGGGGGCACCCUGAGGUCCCUCAGGGCCAGCCAUGGGCACUCUAGGCACAGACAUGUUUCCUUCCUUGCUCCCUACUGGUUUUCCUCCCUAAGUCCAACACCCCAGGUCCUGAAGGACUCAAGUAAUAGCCAAACAGCCCAAGUAGCCACCACUCUGGUGGUUGCUGUUGCUAUUUUGUCAUGAUGCAUUUUUUAAUUGAGAUUUUUUUUUGCAUACCAUAAGUUUAACCUGUUUAAAGUGUAAAAUUCAGUAGUACUUAGUAUAUUCACAGAGUUGUGCAACCACUACCACUAAUUUUAGAACAUUGUUCAGUACCUCAAAUAAGAAAACCAGUACACAUUAGCAGUCACUCCCCAUUCCAUCAUCUUUCCCAGCCUAACAAACACUAAUUUACUUUCCAUUUCUAUGGAUUUGCCAUUUCCGGACAUUUCAUAUAAAUGGAAUAAUAGACUAUGUGGUUUUUUCAGGACUGGCUUCUUUCUCUUAGCAUGUUUUCAAGGCUCAUCCGUGUUGUAGCAUGUACCAGUACUUCAUUCUUUUUAUGGCUGAAUAAUAUUGCAUUACACAUAUACACAACAGUUUUCAUCCAUUCACCAGUUGAUGGACUUUUGGGUUCUUUCCACUUUUGGGCUGCUAUGGAUAACACUGCUACAAACAUUCAUGUAUGGGUUUUUGUGUGGUAAUCUGCUGCCUCCAAAUAUAAAGGCUUCCCUUAUCUCCACAACACUAACCUAACAAUCAUGCCUUUCACAUAAAUCAAACGCAAUUUUAAGAUUACUUUUCAGUUGGCAGAGGCAUUUCACAUAGGUCAUUUUGUCAUGAUGGUCCUCUCACACCAUAACCCCAAGGUAUUUGCUGCCAUCCUGAGUCUACUACGGGAAAUCUGCUUUAUAUCUAUAUUUUAAAGUCUUACUAAGUUCUGCUUAAAAGUUUUCUUAGAGCUGUAUUCUGAGAAUUUUAAAAGAGUAAAUAAAAACACAGAUAUCUCUUCCUUCACAAGGCAACCAACAAAAGACACACUUAGAAACACAGCAAAGGUAUACAACUGAAACUAACAUAAUAUUAUGUGUCGACUAUACUUAAAAAAAAAAAACACUUAGCAAAAGAACAAAAGUUAAAAGACCAUUUAAAAACUCAUUCAACUCAAUAGCAAAAAUCUGAUUUUAAAGUGGGCAGAGGACUUAAAUAGACAUUUUUCCAAAGAAACAUCCAAAUGGCCAACAGGUACAUAAAAAGAUGCUCAACUUCACUAAUCAUCAGGGAAACGAAAAAUUAAAACCACAGUGAGAUAUUACCUCAUGCCUGUUAGAAUGACUACUACCAAAAAGACAAAAGAUAAGUGUUGGCAAGGAUGUGGAGAAAAGCAAAUCCUCAUGCACUAAUGGUGGUAAUGUAAAUUGGUGCAGCCACUAUGGAAAACAGAUGGAGGUUCCUCAAAAAAUUGAAAAUAGAACUACCAUAUGAUCCAGCAAUCCCACAUGUGGGUAUCCGUAGGAAAUGAAAUCAUUAUUUCGAAGAGAUAUCUGCACCCCCAUAUUCUUUGCAACAUUAUUCACAAUAGCCAAAACAUGGAAACAACCUAAGUGUACAUUGAUGGAUGAAUGGAUAAAUAAGAUGUGGAAUAUAAUGGAAUAAUAUUCAUCAUUAAAAAGAAGGAAAUCCUGCGAUCUGCAACAACAUGGAUGGACCUUGAGGGCAUUAUGCUAAGUGAAAUAAGUCAGACAGAGAAAGACAAAAACUGUAUGAUCUCACUUACAUGUGAAAUCUAAAAGAAAAAAAAAUGCCAAACUCAUAAAAACAAUGUAUAGAAUGGUGAUUGUCAGGGGCUAGGAAAUAGGGGAAAUGGGGAGAUGUUGGCCAAUGCCAAUGGAUUAAAUUUCCAAUUAUAAUAUGAAUAAUUUCUGGGAUCUAAUGUACAAUUUGAUGACUAUAAUUAACAAUAAUGCUUGAAAUACUUGAAAAUUGCUAAGAAAGUAGAUCUUAAAUGUUCUCACCACAAGAAAUUGUAAUUAUGUGAGGUAAUGGAUGUCUUAACUAACCUUACUGUAAUCAUUUUGCAAUAUGUAUGUAUAUCAAAUCAUCAUGUUGCACCUUAAACUUACACAAUGUUAUACAUCAGUUAUAUCUCAAUAAACUGAAAAAGGGGGGAAACUUUA
Molecule: messenger RNA, 3533 nt
Organism: Callorhinus ursinus (northern fur seal)
Lineage: Eukaryota; Metazoa; Chordata; Mammalia; Carnivora; Otariidae
Source: RefSeq, a predicted model, not a curated record